AUGGUUGAAAAAGAUCCCCAACUAAGCGCUCUAGAAGUAGGAGAAUUGGACUUAUUCGUCCAAAGUAUAGAACCAUGGCAUAUUGAGAGCAUUGGCAAUCAAUCGUGGCUUGACUGGCACAUUCGUCUACAAAAACUUAAUCAACAAGCUGUCUUGGAAGGGUCUUCUAUACAAGAAGAACUUACAAAAGAGACCCUUAUUUCUUAUGGAAAGUUACCGAUUUUAGUAAAUGAAGCGAUUUGCAUCCAAGUAUGGCGAACAAAGAUAUAUCCUCAGAUUAUGAAAUUAGAACCGGCGCCUACUCAUACUUUUGGAAUUUAUAUGGUUCUAUAUCAUGAAGCUGCAGCUGUUGGUUUGUUGGAAACUGUUCUUUUCCACGAAGAUGGAGCCCAGUGCAUCAAGGACGUGGUGAUAGAUUUGGUGCAUUACGCUGUUGACCAGCUUACUGCAUUGAUCGCACUUAUUAACACUGGUUAUCUCAAACCUCUCACCGCGAAGGAUAUCGAAUGUGAAUCCACUGCUGAGGAGUUGGAAAGACAGAAGAGGGACCUUCAGUUUGAUAUUAGUAUGAGAUGCAUAUCUAUUGUUCGCUAUUUGACUGAACAUAUGGAGACAGCAGGAGUGGGUGCGUCCAUAUCGACCAAUUUGUAUAAGACGUACGAUGUGCCGUCUUUAUUAUGUCAUCUGAUUAAUUUAACCCCGUGGAAGAAGAGCGGCGGUGAUGGUGAAAUUCAGAUAUUUACUUUUGGGCGCUGGACAAAGCCAACUUCGGAAGAUAUGUCUCAGUUGCAUCGUACGGAGGCGCAGUUAUGGUUGUGCCUUCGCCAACUAAUGUUGGAACCUCGUCUCCAACACCACUAUACUAUUGACGAAUGUCGGCGCUCUGCGUUCUGCUCUCUGCAAGCAAAAAUAACAGAUGCAAUGCUGGACCAAGUGCCCCCUUUAGGUGACCUCAAAAUGUUCUUAUGUAGACUAGCUGUGGGGGAUUACUCUAGUCUCCACAACCGCUCAAAUGGAGUAAAGAACCCUGGAUGUACGCUAAUUGAAGUAGUUCCAACUAUUAAAAAUUCCUACUUGAAAGAGGUUCACAAGCGAACAAAAAUAAUAGCUAAGGCUCAAUUGGAACACUUUCGCCUGGAUGGCUCCGAAGGAUCCAAAUCCUUGGCGAAAAGACUACUAGAGUCGUAUACGAGUGAUACAGCGCUGGCUUUGGACAGUGGUGGUGCUAAAUGUGCCAAAUGCGGUGAUAAAGCAAGCAAGAAGUGUUCUAGAUGCAAGACCGAGUGGUAUUGUGGAAGGGAAUGUCAAGUUCAGCAGUGGCCUAAACAUAAGGAAUUAUGUGACCAAUUUGCUAAACUUUGCAUGUAA
Molecule: messenger RNA, 1368 nt
Organism: Pieris macdunnoughi
Lineage: Eukaryota; Metazoa; Arthropoda; Insecta; Lepidoptera; Pieridae
Source: the annotation of a GenBank genome assembly